UCAUUUUUCAAUCAAGUCAAUCACUAUUAUUUGAUCGAUGAUUCGAUCAAUGAUACUACCAUAAAGGAUGAACACUCAUGGAUAAUUUAUUAUGUUAAUAAUUGCGUUAUUGAACGACCAAUCGGAUGGAUUGAUGGAGCAAUCAAAAUAGAAGAUAAUAACAUUCGAAAGAAUUGUUCAAACUCAUUGAUUAUUAUGAAAUUGAAUCGGAAAAAUAGACUACAACUGAAUGAUUUCAGACGAUUGAAUACAAAUUCAGAGAAAGCCUUUCGAUUUUGUUUUGAUUCUUUCUAUGGGGAAAAAAUUGAAAAAAAAUUCAUCAUAAAUAGCUCAUUAAAUCCAAGCAAAAAUUUUGUUUUAGAAGCUGACGCAAAAAUGUACGUCCAUGUUGAAACAUUAAAGAUUUUUGAAAAUGAUAAAAAUGCUCUGCCCAUAACGCAACCAGCAACAGUUGAAAUACAGUCAGGAUGUAUUGAUUUAUUUUUUUCAGCAGAUGAUUCAAUCUAUAUUUGUCGUUCACAAUCCGAUCAAGAAUUUCGUAUCAGGAUUGUAUCUGAAAAUUAUCAAAUAGAUUAUGCCACUAUUAACAAAGAAUUGCUUCAUGAAAAAAACGAAACUCGUGCGAUGAUUGAAAAGAAAAAUAGCUUAAAGCCACGCAUUUCUUUGUCCAAUAAAAUAAUACGAAGAAACCUUUUUCAAUUGGCUGAUAUGAAACAAACGCUGUCAUCAUUAUUGAAAACAAAUUUGAUAUCAAAAACUAGAAACAACGAAUUGACCGAAAAAGAAGCGAAAAAAAUAUAAAAAAUGAACUGGAAACAUUUGAAACUGUGAAAAAUCAUACAGAUGAACCUAACAACUAUGAUGAACAACCAUCAAAUCAAGAAACACAAAUGAUAAUCCGAAGCAAAGAAUCGUCAGAAAUUCAACUUGAAACUAACGACGAACAACAGCCAAAAGCUCUAGAUCUAUUAGAAUCAAAUGAAGCGCAAUCAGAAAUGACAAAAAUUUUUCAAAAUUAUUUUCAAAAGACAAAAGCAAUACCAUUUGAUGAAAUUGAAAAGUUUAUCAAGUUGGAUUCGGUUUUAAUUGUCAAAAAAAUUAAAUUAAAUAAUUUGGCUUCUUCUUCAGCUGUCAUUUCAUCACAGAAAUCCACUAUUGCAGAUCAAAGUGUGCAAUCAUUAUCAAGUCCGGUGACAGAAUCGACACAAACAUCACCAUCAAUAACAGAUAGAGAAAUAUUACGAAAAUCGGCCAUACAUCACAUACAGAAAUGUAUACGAUAUCUAGAACAUGUGGAUAAUUUCGUAGCAAAUAAUAAGGCUAAUUUUAAUGAAGAUGCAAUCGAAAAAAAAUUCAAUCGUUUACGAAGACGAUUAAAUGACAAACUAAUGACAACUAUCGAUCGUGUUGAAGAUUAUAUUCGACCAUUGAUCGGUGAUGACGGCGGCAAUACUACCAAUAUUAAUUCUACUAAGCAAAGUGAGCAUAAUUUUUUUUACGAGUUGGUCGAAAAAAUAUUCAAACUAAUAGCAUCCAUGGAACAUGAAUUAUUUCGAAUGAUUUCCAAACAGAUAAUGACUUGUCUAAUGAAAAUAAACAACAAAUAUUUGCUUUGA
Dermatophagoides farinae (American house dust mite) is the source of this 1616-nucleotide messenger RNA. RefSeq lists its product as uncharacterized. The record is from RefSeq and is a predicted model, not a curated record. NCBI's taxonomy places the organism in Eukaryota, Metazoa, Arthropoda, Arachnida, Sarcoptiformes, Pyroglyphidae.